Messenger RNA from Bipolaris zeicola 26-R-13, 219 nucleotides. RefSeq lists its product as uncharacterized. Gene Ontology annotation, cellular component: transcription factor TFIIH core complex; transcription factor TFIIH holo complex. Gene Ontology annotation, biological process: nucleotide-excision repair, preincision complex assembly; transcription by RNA polymerase II; transcription initiation at RNA polymerase II promoter. The coding region runs from base 1 to 219 and encodes 72 amino acids. The transcript has 3 exons. The record is from RefSeq and is a predicted model, not a curated record. Lineage: Eukaryota; Fungi; Ascomycota; Dothideomycetes; Pleosporales; Pleosporaceae.
AUGGUCAAAGCCAUCAGAGGAACGCUCGUCAAGUGCGAUGCUUCCAUCAAAGCCAUGCUGGUAGACAUUGACAGCAAAAACAAUAACGAAUACAUCAUCGAGGAACUUGACGAGGAGCACAUCCUUGUUAAGGAGACCAAAAUUAACGAGCUCAAGGCCCGAUUGAACCAGAUGAUGAGGGAACGCUUAAAGGAACCAGAGAGUUCAGACUCUGAAUAG